AUGUCUUUCUUCCUCAGUAACUUACUAGCAAAUGACUCUAGCCUGUGGAAAGAAAAUCAUAAUUCUACGGACCUUUUAAAUUCACCAGGAACUCUGAAUAUCUAUCUUUUUUGCCUGACAUUUUUGAUGGCUCUUGCAGCCCUAGCGGGCAGCAUUUUUUCACUCGUGAACCUGCUGGGAAUGCGGAACAGAACAGUCGUGUCCAUGCUCGUGGCUUCCUGGUCUGUGGAUGAUCUCCUGAGUGUCCUGUCAGUGACCAUCUUCAUGUUUUUGCAGUGGCCAAAAGAGCUCCCGGGCUACUUCCAGUCUCUGUGCACCACGUCCGCCUUGCUGUACUUAUGCCAGGGCCUCUCCAGCAACUUGAAAGCGACUCUCCUGGUCUCCUACAACUUUUACACCAUGCACCGGGCUGAGGGGAGCCCGGCGGCCUCCGGCAGACCUGGCCAGGUGCUCGGCGUGGCGCUCACGGUGUGGGCAGCCAGCCUGCUGCUCUCCGCGCUCCCGCUGUGCGGCUGGGGCGCCUUCGUGCGCACGCCCUGGGGCUGCCUGGCCGAUUGCUCCAGCUCCUACGUGCUGCUGCUCUUCUCCGUGUACGCCUCGGCCUUCGGGCUCCUGGCGGGCCUCUCGGUCCCGCUCACUCACCAGUUGCUGUGUUCGGAAGAGCCGCCGAGACUCCAUGCCAACUACCAGGAAAUUUCCCGUGGGGCUUCCACUCCUGGGACCCCUUCUGCUGCGGGGAGAGAGCUUUCGUUGUCUCCUGAGGAUGCUCCGGGUCCCGCUCUGCGCUGCGCUGGGGGAUGUUCCCGGAGUCCGGACACUGCCUUUGGACCCGGUCCGCCGGCGGCCUCAGGGGCGGGAGCCUGCAGGCGUGAGAACCGGGGGACACCGUACGGCACCCGGAGCUUCACCAGGAGCGUUGCGCAGAAGCGCUUCGCUUUGAUCUUAGCGCUGACAAAAGUCGUUCUCUGGCUGCCUUUAAUGAUCCACAUGGUGGUCAAGCACGCGGUGGGGCUUCAGAGCCUUCCUUUUGAGACACUCGGCUUUCUACUAACCCUGCUGGCCACCACUGUAACCCCGGUGUUUGUCUUGUCCAAACGUUGGACCCACUUGCCUUGUGGCUGCAUCAUCAACUGCAGGCAGAGUGCUUACUCAGUGGCAUCAGAUGGCAAAAAAACCAAGAGGAGAGGCUUUGAAUUCAAUCUGUCAUUCCAACAAAGCUAUGGGAUCUAUAAGCUAGCACGUGGGGAUUACUAUGACGAUGAUGAAAAUUCCACAUCCUGUCACCACCUGAUGAACCCUGAGUCCGCGACUGUGCUAGACUCUCAGAGAGACAACCCCAGGAUCUUCAAUGCCAUCAAAGUGCAGAUCAGCACCACACCCUCUCUGGACAGCGACAGAGUCAGCAGUUUGGAGAAAUGCAGCAGUGCUGACCUUGCAGAGGCCCAGGGAGGUUCUGACCAAGGAAAGGGGGCAUUUUCUGAGAGAUCAGGAGGUGGUGUUGACAAUGAAGAAACCACCUUCUCUGAAGGCCCAGAAAGAAGACUUUCUCAUGAAGAGAAUCAGAAGCCAGACCUCUCAGACUGGGAGUGGUGCAGAAGCAAAUCAGAGAGGACUCCUCGCCAGCGUGCUGGUGGUGGGCUCGCCAUUCCCUUGUGUGCAUUCCAGGGGACGGUGUCUCUCCAGGCACCUACGGGGAAAACCCUCUCUCUUUCUACAUACGAGGUAAGCACAGAAGGGCAAAAAAUAACCCCGGCCUCUAAGAAAAUAGAAGUCUAUCGAUCUAAAAGCGUUGGCCAUGAACCAAACUCAGAGGAGUCUCACUCCACAUUUGCGGACACCAGUGUGAAAAUACACCUCGAGGUUCUUGAAAUUUGCGACAAUGAGGAGGCCCUGGACACUGUGUCAAUCAUCAGCAACAUCAGCCAGUCCUCCACCCAAGUCAGAUCCCCGUCGCUGCGCUACUCACGGAAAGAGAACAGAUUUGUUUCAUGUGAUCUAGGGGAGUCGGCUUCCUACUCCCUUUUUUUACCCACCAGCAAUCCCGACGGAGACAUCAACAUCUCCAUUCCAGACACUGUGGAAGCUCACAGACAGAACAGCAAGAGGCAGCACCAGGAAAGGGAGGGCUACCAGGAGGAAAUCCAGCUGCUCAAUCAAGCUUACAGGAAGAGGGAGGAGGAAGGCAAGGGGACUUAG
Marmota flaviventris (yellow-bellied marmot) is the source of this 2196-nucleotide messenger RNA. RefSeq names its product G protein-coupled receptor 149 (gene Gpr149). Gene Ontology annotation, biological process: neuropeptide signaling pathway. Gene Ontology annotation, cellular component: neuron projection; plasma membrane. Gene Ontology annotation, molecular function: G protein-coupled receptor activity; neuropeptide binding. The record is from RefSeq and is a predicted model, not a curated record. NCBI's taxonomy places the organism in Eukaryota, Metazoa, Chordata, Mammalia, Rodentia, Sciuridae.